AAUUGAAGUUUCCUUCACCAUCAUAGUUUGGGUAUGGAGGAAAGCAAACGAAAUGGUCUGAGACUCUGAGCCACAGAGCUAAAUCCGUUUAUUUAUGAUGAGACAUGCGAAGGGUUGAAAGCCAUUUAAUAGGGUGUCAUUCGAUGAGGGGAAAUAACUAUAAGAAACAGAUAGGUCGUUGAGCAAUAAAAUGCAACAUCCAAACAACCCACAGGCAGAAAAGCCAGAAUGUAUUGCAGAAAUAAUGGAUAUUCACCUAAUCGACGAAUCGCCAUCCAAUGCACUCUAACUCCCCCAUCUACCCAUUUGAACUUGAGAACAAGGCACAAUUUCGUGUCUGUGGGAGUUGUGUAGAGUUUGAUUGUUGGUUCUUUCAAGCUCUGCUUGCAAGUUUUGUGAGCAUCAAUGGCAGGACUUCUUUCAGCUGUCAGGAGACUCUAUCUUGCAACAUACAACUGGGUGGUUUGUGCAGGCUGGUUGCAGGUUCUCUAUUUUGCUGUCUUAACAUUGAGAGAGUCUAGUCCUACUGCAGUUUAUGGAGCAGUUGAAAAACCUUUGCAGUUCGCUCAAACAGCAGCCAUUUUGGAAAUAUUCCAUGGUCUUGUAGGACUUGUGAGAUCUCCCAUCUCAGCAACUCUUCCUCAAAUAGGCUCAAGGCUGUUCGUUACUUGGGGAAUCUUGCAUAGUUUUCCUGAGGUGAGGACCAGUUGGAUUGUUAGCAGCCUGGUGAUUAGUUGGUCAUUAACGGAGAUAAUUCGAUAUUCUUUCUUUGGACUGAAAGAGGCGUUUGGUUAUACCCCAGCAUGGCUUCUAUGGCUUCGGUAUAGCACCUUCUUUGUUAUGUACCCAACUGGCAUUUCUAGUGAAGUUGGACUGAUCUAUAUAGCCUUGCCAUAUAUUAAGAACUCUGACUUGUAUUGCUUAAGGAUGCCAAACAAGUUCAACUUUGGAUUUGACUAUUUCUAUGCUUCACUUCUUGUACUAGCUGUCUAUGUACCAGGAAGUCCGCAUAUGUAUACCUAUAUGAUAGGACAGAGAAAGAAAGCUUUAUCGAAAUCCAGAAAGUCUGAUUGAUGCUAGUUUUGCCCGUUGGAAAAUUAGUGAGAUGAUAAAACACUAUGGAACAGUAUCUUAAAAAUAAUAGCGUAAGGCAUUGACUAUUGUACUGAAAAACAUGUAUGCAAUCUCAUUUUGUUGGGAUGGAAAUUCUUCUUCUCGUCCUAUUGUGCAUGUUUAUGCUUUUUAAUCUACAAAGAGAAAGAAAAAUAUCUAAAAAAGUGCGGGUA
This is a messenger RNA of Cryptomeria japonica (Japanese cedar), 1286 nucleotides long. Its product is annotated as very-long-chain (3R)-3-hydroxyacyl-CoA dehydratase PASTICCINO 2A. Gene Ontology annotation, cellular component: endoplasmic reticulum membrane. The record is from RefSeq and is a predicted model, not a curated record. The coding region runs from base 406 to 1074 and encodes 222 amino acids. Lineage: Eukaryota; Viridiplantae; Streptophyta; Pinopsida; Cupressales; Cupressaceae. Gene Ontology annotation, biological process: fatty acid elongation; very long-chain fatty acid biosynthetic process; sphingolipid biosynthetic process. Gene Ontology annotation, molecular function: 3-hydroxyacyl-CoA dehydratase activity. The transcript is spliced from 10 exons.